Molecule: messenger RNA, 1519 nt
Organism: Saccostrea cuccullata (small rock oyster)
Lineage: Eukaryota; Metazoa; Mollusca; Bivalvia; Ostreida; Ostreidae
Exons: 8
Coding region: 110-1519 (469 amino acids)
Molecular function (GO): scavenger receptor activity
Source: RefSeq, a predicted model, not a curated record
GACAAUCGUAAAUAUAAAAUCUCUUAAAGCGUAGAAGAUAGCUGAGCAUUUUUUUGCUUUCUAACCCCAUUCAGAAAAGGUUUCCUAAAACAAAAUCUUAUAACAUUUUAUGUAUAUAUGUUAUUCCGUUUCAAACAUGAAAAGUGGAGCUGCAUUAAUUUAUUUUCUUUGUGAAAUUUCAUUGAUUGGGAAAAUAGCAGAGGCUUAUGAAAAUCUUGCUUUAAGGAAACCAACAUGGCAGCAGCAUUGGUAUACAUACAAAUAUUCAUAUCCACCGGAUAAAGCCGUGGAUGGGAAGUUUUCAAGCCGGUCUCCAUAUGGAGGACAAUGUACAGUAUCUGGCAAUUAUAAAAGAACUGCAACCUGGCGUGUGGAUCUAGGAAAAUUUCUUAACAUACAUCAUAUUACUAUCUACUACAGGACGGACAACCUUCCAUGGGGCCCUGACAAUGGAUACACAACCCGAUUCCUAGGAUUUUCGCUUUUUAUAUCAAACACAACCAACAAAGAUGACGGUUAUUUAUGUUUUAAAGACACAAACUACACUAGAGACACGAUACCGAGUAAUAUUACAAUAGAAUGUAUAAAGCAUGGACGGUACGUCAUCUAUUACAAUGAGAGACUCCCAGGAGUUACCUACCCUGAUGGAUAUUCUACAUACGCGUACAAUGAACUCUGUGAAGUCCAGGUUUAUGGAUGCCCUUCCUUUGUUAUUUUCGGAGAGAAUUGUACAUUUCCGUGUCCGCAGACUUGUCGUGAAGAACGCUGUAGCAUUGUGGACGGGACUUGUUUUGGAUGUAUUGCCGGGCAGAAAGGCUCACGAUGUGAACAAUUUUGUGACGGUGGUAAAUUCGGACAAAAUUGUGCUCACUCAUGCGGGCUUUGCUUCGGAAAUGAACAAUGUCAUCACAUUAACGGGUCAUGCUUGAACGGAUGCGAUAGAGGUUACUAUGGAGACAGAUGUACACAAGCGUGUUCUGAAGGGUGGUAUGGAUACAACUGCCUAGACAUGUGUGACGUCAAUUGUGGAGAGCGGACAAGAUGUGACAGGAAAACAGGGCAAUGUCAAAAUGGCUGCCAGGCAGGGUGGAAGGAUACAAAAUGUGACAAGAAAUGCGACGGAGGUAAAUUUGGACUAAACUGUGCUCAGUCAUGCGGGGUUUGUCUUGAUAAAGAACAAUGUCAUCUCAAUUACAUAGGAAAACCCUGUCAAAUGAUGUUGAUCUGUCAAGCUUUGCACUCAGCAGAGUGCCUUACAUAUCACUUACUUAAUAAAGAAACUGCCGGGAUGAAUUUUUAUCAUCCACACAAAAAUUCGGCUUUUAUCUUUGCUCCAUUCACGAAGACCCCUGCUGACCCUGCUCGUAAAACAAACUGCGCAUCCCUGACCGAGGUCAAAGUAGCCGAAGAUGUCGGAGGAGAAGAGAUCAACACGUGGGAGAAAACGAUCUUUAACAGAUUCAGCAAGAAAACUGAAACAGAACUUCAGUUGUGUCAAAAUACAAUCAAAGCAGAAUAG